This is a messenger RNA of Glycine soja, 2788 nucleotides long. Its product is annotated as eEF1A lysine and N-terminal methyltransferase-like. Gene Ontology annotation, molecular function: S-adenosylmethionine-dependent methyltransferase activity. The coding region runs from base 131 to 2416 and encodes 761 amino acids. The transcript is spliced from 15 exons. The record is from RefSeq and is a predicted model, not a curated record. Lineage: Eukaryota; Viridiplantae; Streptophyta; Magnoliopsida; Fabales; Fabaceae.
UGAGAUUAGGAGGGCUAAUUAGACUUUAGCCUAAAGUAAGUUGUCUUGACCAGAAGACAGUGAAGUGAAGCGCAGCAGUAUAAAAGAGGUUUGUGAAGUGAGUGAGAGUGGAAGCAGAGAAGACAGAAGAAUGGGUUCGAAGGGGAAGAAGAAAGGUUCACCGGAAGACAUUCUGGAAACCCUAGGAGACUUCACGAGCAAAGAGAACUGGGACAAGUUCUUCACCCUUCGCGGUGAUUCCUUCGAGUGGUACGCCGAAUGGCCCAACCUCAGGGACCCACUCCUCUCCCUCCUCAAAACCGUUCCUCUCCCGCUUCAGCUCCUCGUCCCCGGCUGCGGCAACUCCCGCCUCUCCGAGCACCUCUACGACGCCGGCCACACCGCCAUCACCAACAUCGACUUCUCCAAGGUCGUCAUCUCCGACAUGCUCCGCCGCAACGUCCGCGACCGUCCCCUCAUGCGAUGGCGCAUCAUGGACAUGACCGCCAUGCAGUUCGAGGAUGAGAGCUUCGGUGCGGUUAUUGACAAAGGUGGACUGGAUGCUUUGAUGGAGCCCGAACUUGGCCCCAAAUUGGGGAACCAGUACUUAUCAGAGGUGAAGAUAGUUUUAAAGCCUGGGGGAAAGUUUGUGUGCCUUACCUUGGCUGAAUCUCACGUACUUAAUCUACUUUUCUCAAAGUUCCGACUUGGGUGGAAAAUGAGUGUUGAUGCCAUACCUUUAAAGUCUUCUGGCAAACCUAGCCUUCAAACAUUUAUGGUGGUUGUGGAGAAGGAGCUGUCUACUUUAGUGCACCAGAUUACAUCAUUGCUCCAUAAUUCUUCACUUCAUUGCAAUUCAAAACAGGUUUCUGGACUUCAUGAGGCUCUUCAAAAUGAGAAUCAAAUUCGUGAAAAAUACUCCAGCGGCUCCAAUUUAUUAUAUUCUGUGGAAGAUCUGCAAGAGGAGUUGACAAAGCUAUCUCAAGGUCGGCGAUUGCAGCUAACUCUGGGUGGACAAGGGUACUCCACUUUUUCUUACAGAGCUGUAAUUCUUGAUGCCGAGGAACAGGCCAGCCCAUUUACCUAUCACUGUGGGGUUUUCAUUGUGCCUAAGACUCGUGCACGUGAAUGGCUUUUCUAUUCUGAAGAAGGACAGUGGAUGGUGGUCAGAAGCUCUGAAGCAGCUCGUCUCAUAAUGGUUUACUUGGAUGCCAGCCAUUCGGAUACCAGCAUGGAGGAGAUUCAGAAGGAUUUGUCUCCAUUGGUUACGCAGUUGGCACCUGCAGAAAAUGAGAAUGGAGCUAAAAUACCUUUCAUGAUGGCAAGUGAGGGGAUCAAGGAGCGAAACAUCAUUCACAAGGUCACAUCUUCAUUAACUGGAUCAAUUAUUGUUGAAGAUGUAAUUUAUGAAAAUGUUGAUAGUGAAGUCAGUUGUAUUUUUCCUUCUAGAGAGUUGGUGUUUCGACGCCUUGUAUUUGAGAGAGCUGCAAAUUUGGUGCAGUCUGAAGCUCUGCUAAAAGAUGAACAGUCACCUACUAAAUUGGUUAGUGAGACAGGCAGGAAGAAAAACAAUGCAUCUUCCAAAUCUAGAAAAAGUGGAUCUCAGAGACACAGUAUUGGAGCAAGCAGCCAGUUGACCGUCUAUCAUGGCUAUGUAGCUAGUUCUUAUCAUACAGGGAUUAUUUCAGGGUUCACGCUAAUAUCUUCUUACAUGGAAAAUGUGGCAUCAAGUGGGAAAAUGGUAAAAGCAGUAAUAAUAGGUCUUGGAGCUGGUUUACUUUCCAUGUUUCUUCACGGGUGUAUCCCCUUUUUGGAAAUUGAGACUGUGGAGUUAGACCCCAUGAUUGUUGAUAUUGCAAGGGACUACUUCAGUUUUGUUGAGGAUAAACGCCUAAAGGUGCAUGUAGCUGAUGGGAUCCAAUUUGUCCGAGAGAUUGACAGUUCUGGAGCACCUCAGAUUCAUGGAAAAAGUAAUGAUCCUAGUAAUACUGAGUCUGCUCUAAAUGCAAGUUCAACUGUGUCUCAUGCUGGUGUAAAAGUGACAAAAGUUGAUAUAAUUAUUGUUGAUGUUGACUCUUCAGACCCAAGCUCGGGAUUGACAUGCCCUGCUCCGGAUUUUUUGGAUGAGUCUUUUCUUGAGACCGUAAAGGAUAAACUUUCAGAGGAUGGUCUCUUUGUUGUCAAUUUGGUGUCACGGUCCCAAGCCAUUAAGGAUAUGGCUCUCUCAAAAAUGAAAAAGGUUUUCAGCCACCUCUUCUGCCUCCAGCUUGACGAGGACGUCAAUGAGGUUCAUUUUGCCCUCAAAUCUGAGUCCUGUAUUGAGGAUAGCUGUUUCUCUGAAGCUUCUCUUAAACUUCAUAAAUUGUUGGAGUUUAAACACCCGGAGAUAGGUCAAAACAUUAUCAAUGCGACCAAAAAGAUAAGACAUUUGAAGUGAAACUUGCUCUCCUUCCUUGCCAUAGUUAUGAGCAUGAUAUUCUUCGUCUGUGAUGUGAAUGCUUGCUAUCUCAAAUUCGGAAGUGAUUUCAGCCAAAUGUUUGUCAUUGAUCUGCGGACUGAACUGUCUAGUACUCAUCAAUAGUACUUAAUGGUUGAGUGAUGUAUAAAUAAAUGACUUGUGAGUUGUGAUGAUAUUGUAGCGCAUUCACCCUUUAUUUCAUAUGGGUGUCUGCUUCAACGUUUAAGGGUUAUGGAUAACAUUCCCUGGAAUAAUUCGCUGUGAAUACUAUCCUCUAGGAAUUUUCCUUCGUUAAGAUUUGUUUGACUGGUCUUUAAAAAACUUACUGGAAAGUUUACAAUUCUUGGAAAA